GGCGCGGCCAGCAGGGGCGGGGCUGUGAAUCGGGAAGUUAGCAGAGCCGCGGCCGCCGGAUCCGUGCGCGGCGGAGAGCGGCCCCGAUCCCGGAGCCCGGCCCGGCCAUGAAGUUCCUGUACAAGGAGGAGCACCCGUUCGAGAAGCGGCGCUGCGAGGGCGAGAAAAUCCGCAAGAAGUACCCGGACCGCGUCCCGGUCAUUGUGGAAAAGGCCCCCAAAGCCCGGAUAGGAGACCUGGAUAAGAAGAAAUACCUGGUGCCCUCUGACCUCACAGUUGGCCAGUUCUACUUCCUGAUCCGGAAGCGGAUCCACCUGCGGGCCGAGGACGCCUUGUUCUUCUUUGUCAAUAACGUUAUCCCCCCGACCAGUGCCACCAUGGGGCAGCUGUACCAGGAGCACCAUGAGGAAGACUUCUUCCUGUACAUAGCCUACAGUGACGAGAGUGUCUAUGGGCUGUGAAGGGCUGUGCAGCGCCCCCGGGGAUCCCCCCACACCCGCAGGGACCUGCACUUUUUGUUUGGGGGGGGUGGAGAUUUUUUUGGGGGGGCGGGGUAGGGAUAUUCUUCCUUUUGAUUUUGUACCCCUCCCCUUCCUCUGAGCCAUGGGGGCCUGCGGGCAGG
Alligator sinensis (Chinese alligator) is the source of this 622-nucleotide messenger RNA. RefSeq names its product GABA type A receptor-associated protein (gene GABARAP). The transcript has 4 exons. Gene Ontology annotation, biological process: macroautophagy; autophagosome assembly; cellular response to nitrogen starvation. Bases 108 to 461 code for a protein of 117 amino acids. The record is from RefSeq and is a predicted model, not a curated record. Lineage: Eukaryota; Metazoa; Chordata; Crocodylia; Alligatoridae. Gene Ontology annotation, molecular function: ubiquitin protein ligase binding; GABA receptor binding. Gene Ontology annotation, cellular component: autophagosome; autophagosome membrane; cytosol.